This is a messenger RNA of Melospiza georgiana, 3282 nucleotides long. RefSeq names its product stromal interaction molecule 1 (gene STIM1). The coding region runs from base 140 to 2548 and encodes 802 amino acids. Gene Ontology annotation, molecular function: protein binding; calcium channel regulator activity; calcium ion binding. Lineage: Eukaryota; Metazoa; Chordata; Aves; Passeriformes; Passerellidae. Gene Ontology annotation, cellular component: plasma membrane; endoplasmic reticulum. The transcript has 12 exons. The record is from RefSeq and is a predicted model, not a curated record. Gene Ontology annotation, biological process: intracellular calcium ion homeostasis; activation of store-operated calcium channel activity; store-operated calcium entry.
GGGGGGCAGAGGGUUCCGGUAGCCGGUGCGCGGCCGCAGCUGGCGGCGGUGCCGGGAUAGCCGGGAUAACCGGGACACCCCGCGGGCCCCCAGCCGGUGCCGAUGCCGAGGAGCAGCUGACGGCGGCGGGGACGCGGAAAUGGAGCCGCGGCCGGGCCGGGCCGUGCGGGCGCUGUGCGGCCUCUUCCUCCUUCUCCUCCUCGUCCUGCAGCAUCCCGGGCGCGCCGAGCGGGCCCCCGGCUCCCACCUGGACGACUCGGCCAUCGCAGAGUUCUGCCGCAUCGACAAGGCCCUGUGCCACGAUGAGGAUGAGCAGCUGAGCUUCGAGGCCGUGCGCAACAUCCACAAGCAGAUGGACGACGACGCCAACGGCAACGUGGACGUGGAGGAGAGCGACGAGUUCUUGAGGGAAGACUUGAAUUACCAUGACCCAGCAGUCAAGCACAGCACUUUCCAUGGAGAGGACAAGCUCAUCAGUGUGGAGGACCUCUGGAAGGCCUGGAAAACAUCAGAAGUGUACAACUGGACGGUGGACGAGGUGGUGCAGUGGCUCAUCUCCUACGUGGAGCUGCCCCAAUAUGAGGAGACCUUCCGCAAGCUGCAGCUCAGCGGCCACGCCAUGCCCAGGCUGGCAGUGAACAACGCCACCAUGAUGGGCACGGUGCUGAAGAUGACCGACCGCAGCCACCGGCAGAAGCUGCAGCUCAAGGCUCUGGACACGGUGCUCUUUGGGCCUCCUCUGUUGACUCGUCACAACCACCUCAAGGACUUCAUGCUGGUGGUGUCCAUCGUCAUCGGCGUGGGCGGCUGCUGGUUCGCCUACAUCCAGAACCGCUACUCCAAGGAGCACAUGAAGAAGAUGAUGAAGGACCUGGAGGGUCUCCACAGGGCUGAGCAGUCUCUCCAUGACCUGCAGGAGAGGCUGCAGAAGGCGCAGGAGGAGCACCGUUCUGUGGAGGUGGAGAAGGUGCACCUGGAGAAGAAGCUGCAGGACGAGAUCAGCAUUGCCAAGCAGGAGGCGCACCGGCUGCGGGAGCUGCGCGAGGGCACCGAGAACGAGCUCAGCCGGCAGAAGUACGCUGAGCAGGAGCUGGAGCAGGUGCGGAUGGCGCUGAAGAACGCGGAGAAGGAGCUGGAGUCCCACUGCAGCUGGGCUGCCCCCGAGGCCCUGCAGAAGUGGCUGCAGCUGACCCACGAGGUGGAGGUGCAGUACUACAACAUCAAGAAGCAGAACGCAGAGAAGCAGCUGCUGGUGGCCAAGGAAGGGGCUGAAAAGAUCAAAAAGAAGCGAAACACCCUUUUUGGGACGUUCCAUGUCGCUCACAGUUCCUCUCUGGAUGAUGUGGAUCAUAAAAUCCUAACUGCAAAACAGGCGCUGAGCGAGGUGACGGCGGCGCUGCGGGAGCGGCUGCACCGCUGGCAGCAGAUCGAGCUGCUCUGCGGCUUCCAGAUCGUCAACAACCCCGGCAUCCCCUCGCUGGCCUCGGCCCUCAACAUCGACCCGGGCUGGAUGGGCACGCCCCGGCCCAACCCCUCCCACUUCAUCAUCACCGACGACGUGGAUGACCUGGACGAGGAGCUGGUGUCACCCAUGUCCAUGCAAUCUCCGGCCUUGCCCAGCACAGUCCGGCAGCGCCUGGUGGAGCCGCAGCACGGCCACGGAUCGCAGAGGUUGGUAGAGAGUCUCGUGCCGGGGCAGCCCGAGGCGGGCCCCGUGGCCCCGCUGCGCGCGGGCCGAGUGUCCCUGCGCCGAAUGCACAGCCUCACCUCCGGACAGUCCUUCGGCUCCGACCCGCCCGGCUCCAGCCCAUCGCCUGCCUCCACCUCCUCCACCUCCUGCUCCUCAUCCGCCACCACCGCACCUGCUCCUGCUUGCCAUGUCCACCCUAUCUAUUACCAUCACACCACCUCUUAUUUCCUCCAGAUGGAUUCCAUCCCCGACCUGCCCCCUCCUGAUGUCACCUCUGGAGUUCGCUGUCGCACUGGGAGCUUUGGAGAUUUAACUCGCUGCGACUCCGACUCCUCCAUCCCGCACCUGAGCGACCACCAGCGUAUCCCCAGCUCGGCGCCCAAGCUGCUGGCUGCCCGGCCCACGCUGCUGACCAGGUCCAUGGAGGAGGCUGUCCCCGCGGCGCCGGGCCCCGGCGCGCCCACGCCCAACGGCGGCAGCCGGCACGGGGAGCCCUCCGCCCUGGCGGCCUUGCAGGAGCGGCUGCCCGAGAGCCCCAUGGCGAUGAAGAAGAUGAUGACGGUGAACCACGGCAUGGAGAAGUCCUCCAGCCUGGGGGAGAUCAGCCACCACCCGACGGGCGGCAAGCCCAGCCACUCGGAUUCGUCCCGGUCGCACAGCCCCAGCUCCACCGACCCCGACACCCCCUCCCCCAUCUCUGACUGCCGGCCCAGCGGCGCCAGGAACACCCGCAUCCCGCAGCUGGCCGCCAAGAAGAGCCCGGGGGACGAGGACAGCAGCCUGACGGGCGACGAGGUUGACCUCGGCCAGAGCAAGAAAAAGUUCCCCCUAAAGAUCUUCAAGAAGCCCAAGAAGUAGGGGGGGAGCCCCCCGGACGCGUCCCGCCGGGCCCGGGGCCGGCCGUGCACCGGGAACGCAGCGCGGCCCCGGCUCCCUCCGCUCCCCGAGUCACCCCGGCGCCGGCACGGGAGGAGCUAUUUAAACUUAUUUAUUUCCUCAUCUCCGAGACGAGAAGCGCGACGCCGCCGGCUCCCCGCGAGAAGAGCCGCCCCUGCCCUCCCUCCGACCGCUGCGGUCCCGGCUUUGCUGUGCAUGGCUUCCAGUUACUCCUGCUCUGCUCAGCCACGCGGCCUUUGGGUUUGGUUUCAAUGUGGUUUUAUUUUUUUUUUUUUAAUUUUAUUUUUUAUUAUUGUUAUUGUUUUCCUGCCUCCUCCGACUGUUCCCCAGGCUGAGGGCGGGCCGGGGCCGCUCGGCGCUGCCCCCGGGUGACUCCGCUCGCAGCGGUUCUCUCUCCCUCAUUGCUCCGAGUCACUUUCCCAGCCUGGCUGCGCCCCUGGCACGGGGAUCCCGUCCCGAGCAGCUCUCGCUGCGCAGGAGCAGGGGAGGACUCUGCCCUUGCCGCCGGUACUUGUGUGCUCCCGGUGCCGCCGGGGGCCGCGGGGACGGGGCUGUCCCCGCACUGCCCUGCCCGGUGCCCGGGGAGGUCGGGACACGGGGCAGGGACACGCCUGGCCCAGCUGUGCUUCCCUGGUGCCCUGCACUGCUCCGAACCCACCGUGCCCGGGACCUGGCUGGGGACCCUGGUGACAGGG